AUGCAGAUGAACGCAACUCGCGGGGCCAUCUUAGCGGACAAAGGUCUCUCUGACCUGUUGGUUUCAAACGGGGAGCUCAAGAAACCAGGGACAGUUAUCCGUAACCCGAAGCUGGCUCUAACCUUGAGGCAAAUCGGAGAGCAUGGUCCUAAGGCUUUUUACAACGGCACCGUUGGGUUAAACCUUGUGAGGGACAUCAGUGAAUCCGGGGGGAUUAUAACGAUGGAGGAUUUGUUGAGCUAUAGGGUUAGGGUUAAAGAACCUUUAUCCACACGCAUUCUCGGAUACAGACUUCUCGGUUUGAGAAUUCUUUCUCUUUAUGGGAUUCCGUCCGGAGUCUCAGGGCCUCUCGGGGUUCAUAGACUAGUUGAGGCCUUGAAACACGCUUUUGCGGUGAGGAUGAACCUAGGGGAUCCGGAUUUCGUCGAUGUUACUAAGGUUGUUUCGGAUAUGUUGUCUCCAAAGUUUGCAAAAGGCUUGAAGAAAAAGAUAAACGACGAGAAAACCUUUGAUCCAAAACAUUACGGCGGCAAGUGGAAUCAGAUUGAAGAUCAUGGGACAAGCCAUUUGUCGAUCAUAGAUAGCGAGAGGAAUGCUGUUUCGAUGACUAGUACAAUAAACGGUUACUUUGGGGCAUUGAUGCUAUCUCCACGCACCGGAAUUGUUCUGAACAACGAAAUGGAUGAUUUCUCGAUCCCGCUGAAUUCCAGGUAA
This is a messenger RNA of Microthlaspi erraticum, 714 nucleotides long. NCBI's taxonomy places the organism in Eukaryota, Viridiplantae, Streptophyta, Magnoliopsida, Brassicales, Brassicaceae. The record is from the annotation of a GenBank genome assembly.